AUGAACGGCGACUUGGUUGUACCUGGUCAAUACAUAACUCCGAUAUAUAAGCGAGAUGGCGACGUUAUAUCCCAGUUUAUAGCCGGUCCUGGAACCGUUGUGACCGAUGUGAAGAGUGGGGAAAAUUCGGUAAUCAAAGUAAUAAGCUCCACCAUAUUAGGGAAAAUACAUACUGAGGCUACCCCAGAAGAAAAGAUCACUAAGAGCGUAGUAUCGGUACUCAGUACUAAGAACAAUAGCUAUAGGUCAUCAGACACGUCUAAUGAUCGUCAUAAUACAAAGUCUAGCUGUCUACCUUCCGAAGGAGAUAUUGUACUUGUGAAGAUCACCAGAAUCGGUCAGAGACAAGCCAACUGUGAAUUGUUAACCGUGGAAAGUCUGGGUAACAUUCUUCCCGAUAGUGGUGUUGGUGCUAAUGGCGAUUUGGCACAUGGCAGUGUAACAGCCGGAGGAGGGUCUCAAGCCUUGACAUCGCACCAAACCAUAGCGUCGUCUCAGACCAGUGGACCUCAAGCCGUGGGGAUGGACUUGGGUGAGGGUUUCAAAGGGAUCAUCAGAUCUCAAGACGUUAGAAGCACAGACAGAGAUAAGGUCAAGAUAGUGGACAGUUUCAGACCAGGAGACAUUGUACGAUGUUUGAUUAUCAGUUUAGGUGAUGGCCAAAACUAUUAUAUGAGCACUGCCCGAAACGAUCUUGGGGUUGUUUUCGCUCAAUCUAUGGGAGGAGCUGGAGAUGUGAUGUUUCCUUUGGACUGGCAAUCUAUGGUUGACCGAACGGGUGUGGUUGAGCAACGGAAGGUGGCAAAGCCAUUUAUAGAGUAA
Lizanozyma spartinae is the source of this 822-nucleotide messenger RNA. It is a transcript of the gene CSL4, whose product is annotated as exosome non-catalytic core subunit. Lineage: Eukaryota; Fungi; Ascomycota; Pichiomycetes; Serinales; Debaryomycetaceae. Gene Ontology annotation, cellular component: cytoplasm; nuclear exosome (RNase complex). Gene Ontology annotation, biological process: RNA processing. The transcript has a single exon. The coding region runs from base 1 to 822 and encodes 273 amino acids. The record is from RefSeq and is a predicted model, not a curated record. Gene Ontology annotation, molecular function: RNA binding.